AUGGAACCCUUCAACGUUUUGAUAUCCCCCCGCUCCUGUGACGAUUGCAAAAGGCGAUGGAGAAACAUCAAGGAUACCUAUUUUAGAAACAGAAAAAAACGUAAAUUGGGGACCGGUUCAGCAGCAUCUGAACGAGUAAUAAAGUGGACCCUUUACGAUCGGCUUUCCUUUCUUGAUGUUAUUAAGCAUGAACGAGAAUCAAAAAAUACCUUGACGGAAGAAGAGGAAACUCCAGCUUACAGCGAGACGGACUACGAAACCCAACCAACCGAUGAAUCAACAUUAGACGAUUCUGAUUUACUAGACGAAUAUUCAACCCCAUCCACAUCUCGUCGAAUUUCAGACGCAAUGAAAUUGAAUAAAGGGCUGAAUAAGAAUCCUUUUCAACAAAACUGUGGGAAAAGAUCGCAGCCCCGAGUGUCAAAACUAAAUACCAUGGCUCAAUUUGAAGAGAGAGCUCAGAAGCGAAUGGAGCUCCUUGAAACUAUCCACAAAAAAAACAUUUCAAAUUCAGAAGAUGACGUAGAUUUGUUCAUGAAAAGCAUUAGCUUCACCGUUAAAAAAUUUCCACCUGCUGAACUGAAUGAAGCAAAACUUGGUAUCCUAAAACUCGUAAGCGAUCUUCAGCUCAAAUUAGCAACACAAAAUUCAUCUCAACAAACUCCAGCACAUAGUUCACAACCAACCUCACCUGCCGAUAGAUCAAAUUCACAUUCUUUGGGUACAAAUCAAUAUCAACUAAAUGGACCUUUCAAUCUGACUGAGACUACGUCACAUACUACUGCUAGUACUAGUCAAUAUAAACUACAGAAUGGAUCUUUUCAUCUGGCUGCGACUGAGUCGGAUAAUAUUGCUGGUUCAUAUUUUAAAAGCUAUAACCCAGAACAACAGAAUUCAUCAAUUUCAAAUGUUUCUUAA
Molecule: messenger RNA, 918 nt
Organism: Acanthoscelides obtectus
Lineage: Eukaryota; Metazoa; Arthropoda; Insecta; Coleoptera; Chrysomelidae
Source: the annotation of a GenBank genome assembly